CUAGCUAACGGUUCGCUGGCAAUGUUGUUAGAAACCGCGGCUCACUGACUUCGAUAAUGUCUGAGCAGCUAUCUGUCAACCAGCGUAUCAUAGAAACCAUUCCCUUGUGUUUCCUUUAGAGCUAAUGGCACCCUGGACGACCCUGGCGCUCGGUUUCCUUCGCUUUAAUUAGACCCAAGCCGUUACUCGGAGAGUUAGCUAACGUCAGCCUGUUCCCAGGACCUGCUGAUAAAACAUCGAGCAAGAACCACUAUUUAAGUGAAAAUCCAAUGUUAGACGGGAGGUCAUUGGAAAAAGAGACUUAGCAAUGUACAGCCCGAAGGAGCUAGAAGGGGAAGUGGAUCACUCGUUCUUUGACAGCGACUGCGAGGUUGGCAGUGCGGAGUUGGGAAGGCCCAUCCACGAGGGUCCGGAGGAAGCAGCGGGCAGCCAAACGGAAAACCUCCAGACAGAGAGGAGGACAGAGAAAGGCGGAAGGACUGACGUGACAGACAAGCAAGGAGAAACCGCUCCUGAAGAGGAGGCGGGGGUAAAAAGGUUGGAGGAGGAUUUUUCCGGGCUUCAGGUUCGGACUUGGGAGAGGAAGGAUCAGUCUGAAGAUGCUGAAAGCGGGAAGGAAGAGUGUUCACAUUGGAGGGAUGAGAGAAUGGAGAGAGGGGAGGAGGAGAGCAGAGAAAGAAGGGAUCAUUCCAACUUGAAGGAAGAAAGAAAGGGUAAAUUUGAGACUGAUGUUUUGGAACAAAGACAGGAGGCUGAGUCUGGACGAGAGGACUCCGGUGCCUCUUCCAGGAAGUCCUCGCCGCUGCCGCAUUCUGAUGGGUCCGAAUCCAGGCGCAACAGCCAAUCGGACGACUCGUCGAGUGUCCGCUCCUACUCCUCUGUGGAGCCACGCUCCGAGGAUGAUGAUGAGAGUGUGGGCAGUGAGGAAGAGAGACCUCCUGAGCCCCAGCCUCCAGAACACAACCUACAAGUCUCCAUAAAUCCGAUUGCCAACAAGUUAGCGGGCAAGUUCCGGACAAGGAGCCAGGGCUGUUUGUCCUCUUCCGAACGCGAGAGCUCCAGCAGCAGUGAUGAGAAGGGUCCCACCUUCCCCCAGAACCCCUCCAUCACCCAGGCAGUGUCGUCCCCGCCACAGCAACCUCGGCGGGGCUCAGCCAAUCAGAGAGAGAGGCGAACAGACCCCGAGAUGGCUGAGUCAGAGGACACGGUCACGGACGUCACUCCCCUCUCCACUCCAGACAUUAGCCCCGAGCAGUCGUUUGACCGUACCGCACCCGAUGAACCGUCUGCAAUGGUUGCCAGGCAACAGCUGCAAGACAUGGCCCGGGGGCUGGCGGUUGCUGAAGAGGACAGAGCAAAGAGGGACAGCUCAGACACUGAUGGACAGGAGAGGACCGGCAGGCGGCUUGGCGGUGUGUCGGUUGUCUCCGGUCCCGGCAGCACCUCCACCAGCACCAGCAGCUGCGGCCGGCGUCGGCGUCGGCGCAAGAACUACUCCUUCACCGACGAGGAGGUGCGGCGCAUUGAACGCGAGAACCAGCGGCUCCUGCGGGAGCUCUCACGCACCCCCCCGCGCACGUGCAGCGCCGGCUCUGCCCUCGUGCUGGGCGGGCGCCGCCCAGCCGGACCACCAACGCUCCGCCUUUACCACACCGCCCUCAACAGGCAGCGGGAGCAGCAGCGCAUUCAGCGGGAGAACCUGGCCUUCCUGAAGCGGCUGGAGUCAGUGAAGCCCACUCCAGGAAUGACCCGGUCAGAGCAGCUAGCGGACUACCAGCGCCAGGCGGGAUACCUGGGAAUACCCAACUCACUGAUCAGACCCCUGUCAGGGAGGAGUUCCAGAUCCUGCAGUACAAACGGCCCUCACAGAACCAGGCCCGAAACAGCCAAACCCAGCAGAACUCCACCCCCACGACCAGCCUGGAACUGACCAAAAACCCAGCAGAAACACACCCCAGUGCCCUGACUAGACCAAGUCUAAAACCCAGACUGGACCAAAUCUAAAUCCCAUGCCAAUGACCCACCUGGACCAAAUUUUAAUUCCAGCAGAAUGCCACCCCAAUGGCCCACCUGAACCAAACCUAGAACCCAGCAGAACACCACCAACCUGGAUCUGACUAGCAGAUCCUAAGGCCUUCAACUCCCAUCCUGGCCCGGCAGACCAGUGCAGUGUCCCUGUUGUCUGCACCACAGGGACAUGAUUCUCUCUGCAUGUUCUUUUGAAUUACUGUGUUUGAAAACAGGACAUAGUCUAGGGGGCAUUUUUGUGGAAUUGUGAACAGGACCAAGUGAAUGUUGUAAGUCGGAUAACCUUCAUGUUGAGUUGAUUGCCAUUUUUUUCCAUAGUAAAGUUAGAGAUUAAUAGCAGUGGUUGGUAAGGAGGCUUUAAAUGUAGGAGGAACCUUAAUCCAUAAAUCUACAAGCCAGGUUGUCAGAUAUUAGUGCCAACCCUGAAUCUGAUGCCAACUGUCUUCUUAAACUUCAACAUGGAACGUUAAGCCUUAAAUUUAAACCUUAAACCCCUUCCCUUACCCCCCCCCCCCCCAAAAAAAACAGCAUAAUUUAUAAACCAUAGUAAUCUGUUAUUGAAUUGUGUGGGUGAAAAAUUCUUUGAAAUGCCACCUUAGAUCCCAAAACCUUUGCAAGAUCCUAACUUUCUUCCUGAGCGCUCUCUCUGCAACACCAGUGGUCGCUGUGUGGUGACGGUUUCCGAAAUCCCUGCUUUGAACACACAGGAGCCCUGCGUUGGGGGUCUGACCGACGAUCACCAUCACCUCAUCUGGAACUUGCAUCGACUGCCGAUCUUACGUACCCUUUUUUUGAGAAAAUGUACUCACAAAAUGUUUUUCCUCAAAACUGCUCAGCAACAGUGGGGAAAACAAUAAGCACGGUGUGACACACGUGCCACUUCAUCGUUACACUGCAGCUCCUGUGAACUGUGCUCACACGCUUUAGGGAAACAACCGAUAAACAUCAACAUUUUUGCUCAUAGAUGCUAAGAAAGCCUUCCUCUCAGUGUCUGUCCACGCUCAGGGCCGGAAAGACCUUUCAUGUCUGCAUUCUGUGUGCUUAAAGGGGCAGGAGGACUAGUUAAUAAACACCCAGGGACAGAAUUAAACAGCUAGCUUUUGGUGUAAUUAGAACAGUUCAUCUUUGCGGUGAGAGAUUAAUUAUAAAGUAGAAAGAUUAAUUAUAUAUUUGAUAUUGUCGAUGUUAUGUUGUUUUUUGAAAUAAAAGUUGCUCACUUGAAAUGGUGGCCUGACACUUGAAUGACAGACACACACGCGCAUACACACAGAGAUUCUUGUAUUAUUUCUAUUAUAUGUAUAAGUUUCCCUCCACUUUGUUUUCACUAAAUAUAUCUCAAAACCUAACUAAAAGUAAGGUAAAAUUGAAAAAGCUAAACGGCUAAAAUAUGACUAAAGCUAAAUAUAGAUUUAAAGAAAGGUCGAAGACAAACCAGCUUCCUUCCAUAAUUCACAGCGCCCCUCACCUGUUGCUAUAAACAGUUGUCAUUCGGUCCCCAUUUGCCUUCCACUCACGCGCAGGCUCUUCCAUUCACGCGCACCCUCUUAACCCAACUCAUUCAGCGCACGCGGACGUUUGUCGGUCACUGGUGUUUUAUCGCAUUAUCAUCAGUCUGUUGUACAACUUCACCCCCAUUCAAUGUUUCAAUCCGCAUUAAUAAUCCUAGUAAUUUGCCGUAAAUCCUGCACUGACUUUAGAAUUAAACGUAUCCGUUAAAGAAAAGUUAAUACUUCUACUCAUCCUACUUCUCCACGCGCAGGCUCUUCCACUCACGCGCACCCUCUUAACCCAACUCAUUCAGCGCACGCGGACGUUUGUCGGUCACUGGUGUUUUAUCGCAUUAUCAUCAGUCUGUUGUACAACUUCACCCACAUUCAAUGUUUCAAUCCGCAUUAAUAAUCCUAGUAAUUUGCCGUAAAUCCUGCACUGACCUUAGAAUUAAACGUAUCCGUUAAAGAAACGUUAAUACUUCUACUCAUCCUACUUCUCCACGUGUCCUUAUCUGUGUGCUUGCUGAGAAGCUUCCUUAGCUGAUAUCUUUAGCAGUUGUGCUUUAAUUAAGUCGUUCAUGGAAAUCGGUUGACGUAAAACCGCUUCAACCCACGUGAGUUCUUUUAAUUCACUGCGAUAGCCCUGCUAAUGUCUUGUGCUGGUAACUGCACUUGUGCCCACCGUUUAUCAGAAAGCAACACAGAUAUGUGAAGCUUUGGACUCUAACCAAGCUCGACUUAUAGCGCAAAACCUAAAAUACUCGUGCACAUACUGAAGAUCUACUUUACAAUAUUCUUACAACAUCGGUGGUGAGAAACGAUGGAGCAAUAGAAACAUGUCGAGACCUAAAGGAACGUCAAACAGGAGUGAUGUUUUCGUUUGCGUUUUUAUUAAAAGAACAUGUAUAAGGUGGAACACGCCACGAGAACAGUCGACCAUCGAGUGUACAGCCACGCGCUAAUUACCGGGAAGAACGGCUCCGCUUUCGCAGUCGCCGUGAGUUUUCUAAAUGGAACAAAUAAA
Electrophorus electricus (electric eel) is the source of this 4542-nucleotide messenger RNA. It is a transcript of the gene cfap97, whose product is annotated as cilia and flagella associated protein 97. Gene Ontology annotation, biological process: spermatogenesis. NCBI's taxonomy places the organism in Eukaryota, Metazoa, Chordata, Actinopteri, Gymnotiformes, Gymnotidae. The record is from RefSeq and is a predicted model, not a curated record.